AUGAAGCGCACAGCAUUUGUUUUAAUAAUCGGGCUAUCGGCUGUACUCUCAGCUGAUCCUAUUAUUAGGAAACUAGACCCUUUACGUUUCCAACAUGAAAGGGAUGCCAGUGGAAAAUAUCAUUUAGUGGACUUGUGGAUGAAGCUGAGCGAUUUAUUGCUUACUGUUAGAUAUAAUCCGGCUAUAUCAAAUGUAUAUCAUUUAUUCACAAGACAAAACCCCUCAUUAAGUCAGCCGCUGCUUUUUAAUAAUUCUGACCUUCUCCAGUCAUCAAACUUCAAUAGCAACAGAAGAACUGCCCUUCUCAUUCACGGAUGGCGAGAUAAUGCCGUUGCUGAUUUUAAUACAGUCCUUGUUCCUGCCCUUCUAUCAGCUGAAGACCUAAAUGUGAUUGUGGUAGACUGGAGCGCCGGUUCUAAUACCAUUAAUCUGGCUGUUCAAAUCGAAAAUGCCAUCGCCUCCGGUCGGGCUGUUGCAAAUUUUAUUAACUGGCUCAACAGAUCCACUGGUUCCACGCCGUCACAGUUCCAUAUUAUAGGCCAUGGAAUUGGUGGUCAUCAGGCUGGUUUAGUGGGAAGAAAUGUGGAAGGAGAUGUUGGUUAUAUAACUGCAUUGGACCCAUCAUUAGUUGGAUGGAUUAAUCAUAACUAUCGGUUCCACCCUGAUGACGGUGAAUACACAGAAGUAAUCCACACGAACUGCGGUGUCAACGGAUACCUUGCAGAUUUAGGCCAAGUAGACUUCUAUCCCAAUGGAGGGGAAUCGAUGCCUGGUUGUGCUAGCCAUGCGUGUGAUCAUGCAAGAAGUUACUUCUACUUUGCGGAAUCAAUAGCUUCUGGAGGUUUCACCGGUAGAGAGUGCUCGUCAUACUUCGCUGCUAUUUUACACACGUGCAAUUUACUACCCGGGAGAUUGCGAAUGGGGGGAUUGACGCCUAAGAAUGGCCAAACUGGUGUGUAUUUGCUCGAAACGAACGCCGCUCCGCCAUUUUCACGUGGUUGA
Nymphalis io (European peacock) is the source of this 1002-nucleotide messenger RNA. Its product is annotated as pancreatic triacylglycerol lipase-like. The coding region runs from base 1 to 1002 and encodes 333 amino acids. Gene Ontology annotation, molecular function: lipase activity. The record is from RefSeq and is a predicted model, not a curated record. NCBI's taxonomy places the organism in Eukaryota, Metazoa, Arthropoda, Insecta, Lepidoptera, Nymphalidae. The transcript has 6 exons.